Nymphaea colorata (pocket water lily) is the source of this 985-nucleotide messenger RNA. RefSeq names its product LOB domain-containing protein 2. The transcript has 2 exons. Bases 155 to 985 code for a protein of 276 amino acids. The record is from RefSeq and is a predicted model, not a curated record. NCBI's taxonomy places the organism in Eukaryota, Viridiplantae, Streptophyta, Magnoliopsida, Nymphaeales, Nymphaeaceae.
UCUUUUCGUGGCUCAAGCACAAGCCCCGUUUGCUACUAUUCUUUUCCUCCUAUCCCUCAUCGUCGCUCCUUAUUUAUGAUUCGAGUUCCGAACUUCUCUUUUUCUCCCGUCCUUCCUUCUUUAUAGUUGGAAGGGGGAGCUUUGGAAGCCAGAGAUGCUAGGGAUCAAUGGCGAAGGCUCCCCACAUCAGGCUUGCGCAGCGUGCAAGCACCAGAGAAGGAAGUGCACGCCCGAGUGCCCUUUAGCCCCUUUCUUCCCCGCAGAGAAGACCACCAUCUUCCUCGCAGUGCAGAAGGUGUUCGGGGUGAGCAACGUCGUGAAGAUGCUCCGGGAAUUGGACAGCCAUGAAAAGCGCCAACUUGCGAUCAACUCCCUGUGCUGGGAGGCGCAGUGGCGCUUGAUAGAGCCGACCGAGGGCUGCUUCGGCGAAUUCAAGCGGAUGACGGAGGAGCUCUGCUCGUACAAGAGGAUGUUUGAGACGCAUAACUGCAGCAUCAAGGGCCAUGGCGGCACUGGGAAGCCUGAGAAUUUGAACCCCUCGGUUUACAGUAACAAUAACAUCAAUAACAGCGUCGCCAACAACUUCAAUGGGGUGCUUACUGCUUCUAAUACCAACAACAAUGGUGGUCUUAACAGUGUGCAUGAGUUGAACCAGCCCUUCGUCUAUGGCUUCAAUAAAGGCAACUGUGGUGGUGGCCAGCUUCUUUAUCAGCCUGCAAUGGAAGGCACCGACCAACAAUUGGAUAAUCGUGCGAUGGAGGAGAGGAGGAAGAAAAAGGAGGAUGGGAGGGAGAGCUCUUCGCCGGCCGACGGCCUAAGCACCUCCAUCAAGCGGCGGGAGGGAGAGAAGGACGGCUUUCUUCCCGUCCUGCCGCCACCCGAUGGUGUGGGCACUGCUGUCGGCCAGCUGAUAAGAAAGGGAAAAAAACCCCUCCCCUCUACCUCCUGUUUCUCUUUUCCUCCUCCAUUCAAGGAGAUCAAAUGA